UGGUGGCGCUGGGGUGGGGAGGUGGCUCUGGUGGCACUUGGGGACCUGGGGGUGACCCCACCCUGUCCCCAGUGUGGCUUUUCCCAUAAGGUGCCACCACCGGGUCCGUUCCCACCGGAGCCAGCACGCCUUGGGGUGAAGGGAUGGACUGUCCCCACGGGGAAUCCCACAAAAAGCGGAAGGGAGGGAAAAAUUAAUCCCUGAGGAAUUUGGGGUAGGAAAACUUCAAAUCCUUGUCCUGCCCUGCUAAAGGCAAAGGGCUCCAGGAAUGGUGGAAUUAUUUGAAUUUUGGUUUUAAUAUUCGAGUUAAUUUGCAUUUUAAACAUGUCUGGAAUUCCAAGUGGGAUGAAACCUGGGAAAGGCCGAGCGACCCCACAACAUCAUCCCUGUUUUUUGGGUUUCUUGGCAGCCAGGGCACAAGAACCCCAAGCCUUGGAGGUGAACGGAGCCGUUGGCGGGGUGGCAUUUCUGAACCCCCGCAGCCCCCAAGAUCCCUCGCAAUAUUCCCAAAUCCAUUGGCGCUGGGAAAACCAGGUGACAAUCGCCAGCUGGAAACGGGGGCAGGAGCCCAUGUACCCCAAAAGCCGCUUUUUGGGGCGUCUGGAGCUUUUGGACAACCACACUCUAAAAAUGAGUGACCUGAGUGUCGGGGACAGCAGCGAGUACCGCCUGUACCUGGAGGAUGACACCGGCAAGGAGAGCGUCCAGCGGGUCCGGCUGAGGGUCUACGAUCUGGUCCCGAAGCCCCACGUGGGGGCCACCACCAGCGGCGACGCCCAGCAGUGCAACGCCACCCUCAACUGCUCCGUGUCCCUCCAAGGGGUCACCUACGAGUGGAUCCCGCUCCAGAAUCUCCCGAGGAACGACGGCCCCGUCCUGAGCGUGUCCUUCAACCCCGCCGUGGAGACCUACGUGUGCCGGGUCAGCAACCCCGUGUCCUCCAACAACGCCUCGCUGACCUACCGGCCGCCCUGCAGCUGGACAGGGGAAUCCUCAUCCGUCACCUGUGCCACGCCCAGCGCCCUGGUGACCCUGGGACACCUCGUCCUGCUCUUCCUCCUGCUCCCCGUGGCCUGAGUCACCGCACAUGACACCUCCUGUCACCUCCAGUCACCUGCUGUCACCUACUGUCACCUGCUGUCACCUCCUGUCACCUCCUCACCUUCCACUGCCAUGGGGACAACGCCUGGAUGAGGAUCCCAAAAUCCUCGGAUUCAGGAAAACGCGGUUGUUCAACUGGAAUGGAAUCGCUGGAAUUAUUUCAUUGAUGGUUAAUUGGAAAACGGGAAUUGUUUAAUUGACAGUUAAUAUCGAAAUGGGAAUAAUUUCAUUUAUGGUUAAUUUGGAAAUUGGAAUUAUUUCAUUUAUGGUUAAUAUGGAAAUCGUCCCUGAACUAGAAUUCCGAAUUUGGAAUUUUUCCCUGAAAUCUGCAGGCGGACCCAAUCUGAGCCUUUUCCGGGGUUUCCUGGAAUUUUGGGGGGAUCCUCCUUUAUUUGGGAUGUCCUCAAAGGGCAGAGCUGAGGUGGCACCUUUAGUUCUUUCUGCUCAUGGCACAGCUCAGGCCAGAAUUAACCUAGCUCGGGCCGUAGCCCCCGUUCUGACAGACCUCAAAGCGUCCGUCCCGGUCCCGGCAGACUCCGAGCACCCGAAUAUAUCCUGUUGCUUUUCCCCUAAUGUGAUCUUGGUGGAACCUCCAGAUGUAGCUGAAAGGCUUGGCAGCAGCGAAUGAACACAGCAACACAGGCUUCAUCCAGAAAGCAGAAGAAGCGAUUUAUUGCAGGAGUAGACACAUUUUUAGACACUGGUUUGCAGAAUCAAGGAUAGAAUUAAACUCAUUGGUCUAAGGAAGGCAACGCGUAUUGUAAAGAAGCUUUUACCAAAACAUCACGUUCCUCACAUACUCCUCCUGUCCACAACACCUGGUAUUAAACUUUGUUAUCAA
Molecule: messenger RNA, 1942 nt
Organism: Ficedula albicollis (Collared flycatcher)
Lineage: Eukaryota; Metazoa; Chordata; Aves; Passeriformes; Muscicapidae
Gene: CD48
Product: CD48 molecule
Exons: 4
Coding region: 325-1077 (250 amino acids)
Biological process (GO): T cell activation
Cellular component (GO): external side of plasma membrane
Source: RefSeq, a predicted model, not a curated record